CCUGAAAUCCAAUUUCUGGUUCGAUGUUGGGGUAGGAAGUGAAUACACAGCCUCACAUUUGCUGAAACCACAUGUUCUUUCAAGGAGCUCCUGGCCGUCAGAGGUUGAACAUGGUUUCUAUAGAAAACUAUUAUAAGCCAUUGCAGGACAGCGAGUGUACUGGGAGUCACUAGAUUGUAUGUGCACAGGGUUCAAACAUAACUCUAAUCACAAAUCAUCCAUUUUUGGUUUGCCAAAAGUGGCAAACCAAAAAAACUGGCACAAGCCAUGCCAGUUUUACUUGCUAGUUUAUUACAAGGAUAAGUAAAUGAUGAGUGUUGGCAAAAUUUGGAAGAAAUAAGAAGCAUCAGAUAUACUCAACGUACAGUGCACUGGCCUCCAGACAGCUUCUGACCUGGGGCCUGCUGGGUAAGAGGCCUGAACUCUGCACAUUCUCAGAUCCCUUCCAGAGCCUGGGACUCCAUGACUGGUAUUUGGAGUGAUAGCAUCCCUAACUCAAAUUCUCUCUCAUUUGCUGCUGUAGCUUUUAGGCUCACAGAAGCCGCUGUCUUCCCAACGGGUAUCAGGUGCAGUGUACGCUGCAGACACCUGCUCAGCUGCAUGCCCCCUUAAUCAUGGAAAGAAAGCUCCUAAAGAAGGAAAUGAAAAAGCUCUUGGGAGAUUAUAUUGGCAUCAGACUUCGGGAAAAUGAAUUUGACCCCAAAGGAAGAAGGCAACUCACCUUUCUAGAUGAUAUGGCCCACUAUGACUUAGCCAUCAGUGUUGCUUUGCAAUGGCUGGAUCAUUCGGAAGACUUAACUUGGCUGGAGUGGGAGAAAGGGAAAAGACCAUUUCGUGGCAGACCCAUAUAUCCAAACCAUAGAGAAAGAGAAGCAAUGAUUUUAUCAUCUUAUGCUGGAAUCCUAAUGAACAGCAUCCCAGUUGAGGAAGUCUUCAAAAUUUAUGGGGCGGAUUCUUCUGCCAGUUCUGCUGCUAUCAAGGUUCCCCGAGCUCCACCUUUCCGCCUCUCUUUGCACCCUUUUGCCAUGUUAACAGCGCCCCAAGCAGCAGAAUAUGCCCGCAAACAGAGUUUCAAGUUAAGAAGGGGAGCCAUGAAUAAAAAUGCCGCCAGCAGCUCUGCAAGGGAAGCAAAUGCCACGGAGCAGAAAUGAUCAAUACAUUUAUCUUUGGACACACAGCCAAAGAAUGAAGUCAGUUAAGAGCUCAACAUGGUACUUCAUAAUAAAGUCUCUGGGAGAGGAAAAGAAACAUCGUCUUAAAACUGCAACACUUGCCAGCAUAUUUUUCUUCCCAGUUAGCUGGGACACAAACUGCACUGAAGCAUUAUUUUUGGACGUUGAGUUUUCUUCUCUUAGCAUCAUAUUUCAGGGCUACAUCUGGGCUGUAAAAAUGUGCAUAUCUUAUGCUACUCCAUUGUGAGUGGAAGACUGUUGGUUGGAGAAUUCUAAGAACAUACAGUAUUUCUAUGUCGGAGCAGGCUGGCUUUGAAGCAUAUUUUACAAAUGCGUAGCACUGAAUACUGCAGAGUGGUGGAGCAGGAGGCAGUUUCCUAAAGUUUCAACCCAAAAUAAAAUCAAUCUAUCACUGAUUGCCUUCACAAUGUUGCCAUAUGGAAACAUUUAAAAUCAUUUCAAUAGAGCAUUAUAAGAAAAAUGGGCGUAGAUUUUCUCUUAAUAGGAUAUUGUGACUAGGAGGAAAAUAUUCUAAUCUUUCAGUACCUUUCGCCAGUGCUGAUUAGGCAGAUGGCUUAGCUUGUACAUAUGUGCAGUAACAAUUUAUGAAUGUGAACACAGACUACACUUUUCUUAAGGAUUUGAUAUGCUAUCUUUGCAGAAUAGUUUUGGCCUUUUUUUUUU
This is a messenger RNA of Phyllostomus discolor (pale spear-nosed bat), 1856 nucleotides long. It is a transcript of the gene C4H2orf80, whose product is annotated as chromosome 4 C2orf80 homolog. The transcript has 8 exons. The coding region runs from base 615 to 1151 and encodes 178 amino acids. The record is from RefSeq and is a predicted model, not a curated record. Lineage: Eukaryota; Metazoa; Chordata; Mammalia; Chiroptera; Phyllostomidae.